Drechmeria coniospora is the source of this 663-nucleotide messenger RNA. RefSeq lists its product as uncharacterized. NCBI's taxonomy places the organism in Eukaryota, Fungi, Ascomycota, Sordariomycetes, Hypocreales, Ophiocordycipitaceae. The transcript has a single exon. The coding region runs from base 1 to 663 and encodes 220 amino acids. The record is from RefSeq and is a predicted model, not a curated record.
AUGCAGUCCAACAUCCUCCUCCUCUCCACCUUUGUCGCUUCCGUCUCGGCGACGGUGAAUGUCUACGCUGCCCUCGAGGCCCGGAACGGCGUCCGCGCCGACCUUGUCCCGCGCCAAACUCUUGACGCCAAGUGCCAGUCCAUUCUCGUCUCCAUCGGAAAAAGCGUGCCCACGGCCCCCCCGAAGCUCGCCUCCGAGCUCAUCGCCCACCCGCAGACCGACCCUUGCCACUUUACGCCUCCCGCCGGCCUCGACUCCGAGUUCUCCAGCUACUCCAGCGAGCUCGUCUCCUGGGCCGAAAAGAACAAGGACAUCCUCAACGAGUGUGCCGAGCUGUCCCGUUUCCAGGACAUCACCGCCGACUGCAGCGGCGCCGUCGCUAGCAAGACCAGCGCCACGACGACGGCCACUACCUCGUCCACCAAUACCGCUUCCACGAGCUCGACCACCACCAACACCGAAACCACCACCUCGAGCUCGACGACGAGCACCAACACGGGCUCGACGACGAGCAGCACCACUGGCACGAGCACCGGCACCACCACCACCACCACCAGCAGAACCACGACGACGUCAAGCUCCGCCAUCCAGGCCGGUGCUGCCCGCGAGACCGCCAUGGCCCUCGCUGCCAUGGCCGCCGCCGGUCUCGCCAUGGCCUUGUAG